AUGUAUCUCCCGCGGUCUUUAAUAUCCAAGCUCUAUUCGCACCUCCAGAACACGCGACAUCCGCUCUCUCCACCAGUCUUGCUACUCGUGGCCCUCGAACCCGACGCCCUCUGUGCAUGCCGGAUUCUUACACGCCUGCUAAAGCAUGAUUAUAUUCCGCACAAGAUCCAGCCUGUCGCCGGCUAUGGAGAUCUUGAACGCGUGGGCCGGGACCUCGUGAGCCCCAUGAUGGAGACUCAAGGCGGUGCUGGCGGCGUUGUGGUAUGCCUUGGAGUUGGUGGCAUGGUGGAUCUGGGCACCGUGCUCGGCCUUGAACCUGAAGGCGAGGAGUCCACCUUUGGGGGAGUCGAGGUUUGGGUCAUUGACUCUCACCGACCGUGGAACCUGGGUAACGUGUUCGGUGGCUUCCCCUUGGAGCCAGAGACCGAAGAUGCAAAGACCUACCAGGCUCGUACUCCUGCAGGCGUCAGUGCCGGUCGAAUUGAUCGCGCAUAUAAGCCAGGGAAAGGAGGCAUCAUCGUCUUUGACGACGGUGAUAUCGAGGACGACCUGGGACCUCAGAAGGAUGCAUAUAUGGCCUUAGUCGAGAUGCCCGACAUAGAAGACGAUGGCCAAGACCUAGACGAUAGCGACUCGGAAAGCGAGAGUGAAGACGAAGACGUACGAGGUUCUGCGCCACGUGCCGGUCAGAAAAGAAAGUCCUGGUCUGGUCAAGAUGACGACGAGAGUGAAGACGAGGAUGAAGAUCGGCCGAGGCAACGAAGAAGGAGCAAUUCGGUGCGUAUUUUCGAUAAGCUAGCGAUUUCAAAAUUCCACACGUGCUAA
Messenger RNA from Phaeoacremonium minimum UCRPA7, 825 nucleotides. RefSeq names its product putative cdc45-like protein. The coding region runs from base 1 to 825 and encodes 274 amino acids. The record is from RefSeq and is a predicted model, not a curated record. Lineage: Eukaryota; Fungi; Ascomycota; Sordariomycetes; Togniniales; Togniniaceae. The transcript has a single exon. Gene Ontology annotation, cellular component: DNA replication preinitiation complex. Gene Ontology annotation, molecular function: single-stranded DNA binding; chromatin binding; DNA replication origin binding. Gene Ontology annotation, biological process: double-strand break repair via break-induced replication; mitotic DNA replication preinitiation complex assembly; DNA replication initiation.